CUUUUAUGAACUGUUUUGAAUGUUCAAUGAAGGAGUAUAAUACCCAGGGAACAAACAUACAGUGAAAUUUUUUUCUCUUAUCCAAGUUUCCACAAUGAAAUGGAUCCUCGAGAUCCUCUUCCUUUUGGCUUUGAUUACAAUAUCAAGCGGUAACAUUGAGGAACAGCCUAUGCCAAGUAUACUAUGCGACUGUUUCUCUCGAAACAAGUGUGACGUCACUAAGGAAAAGGCAGACACUAUUCACUUCAAAUGCAUCAAUUAUUACCUUGCACAUACGUACAAGGACAGGUGGUACAGGAAUAUUUCUGGGGAAGCCUUGAACUAUGUAUUGUCGCUCGAAAGGGAGGCAAAUCAAGUCAUUGAGUCCACCAGAAAGAAGCGACAAGCAGAUAACAAUUUGAUCCAUGGCAUACGUAAGGAGUUGCGCACUCUUAGUCGCGAGGAGAGGACUCGUUUUUACGCUGCAGUAAACAGCCUCAAAAACAACAGAAUUGGUAACACAAAUUCAUACGAAGCAAUUGCAAGUCUUCACAACAACAAUGCUUUAAAUGCGGCUCAUUUUGGUGUCGCGUUUCCAUCUUGGCAUAGAUAUUUUCUAUACUUAUUCGAACAAGCACUACAACGAUUCGAUCGAACGGUUACUCUGCCCUAUAUCGACACCACAAUGGAAAACAGUCUACCGAAUCCAUGGAUGUCCAAUUUAUGGUCUGCUGAGGGUAUUGGUAAUAUUGAUGGGGGCCAGGUUAAUGUGGGACCAUUUGCGUAUUGGCGAUAUCAAACAGAGGACCAACGGUAUGUCCCACUCACAAGAAAUGGCGGGUCAGGAAGAGACUACUUCCCGGCAGAUUGUUAUAGAAACAUAAUAAGUGAAAGCAGAAACUAUAGAAUAUUGGAACCAAUUGCUGCUAGUAUUCACAACUUAGAGGCGUGUCAUAAUUUUGCGCACGCCACUAUAGGCGGCACGAUGAAUGAUAUUGAUGUUUCCCCAAAUGAUCCGGUAUUUUACUUACAUCACUGUUACGUAGACAAAGUUUGGCAAGAUUUCAGAGACAAUGCCAGAUCUGUUCUAGGUGAUAGUUACGAAUUCGAUUAUCCAGUUACUGCUGACGAAUUCCAUAAGCCGAAUCGGGCAAUGGGUAAUUUAAAUCAAAUAACAAAUACAAUGGGAUAUCUUAAAGUUUUCGAUGAAAGAAUAACCCGUUAUGCGCCAUCUCCGGGAGAAAUCACUUGCACAACAAACGCUGACUGCCAAGCUCCUCAAUUUUUGAGAUGCUCAUCUGGACGUUGUAUACCAAUUUUGCGUGGUUCGUCAUCACCCGUUGGUAGAAGAAAAAAGCGUGACGUAGAAAACGAAGACGUCGAGUAUAAAUCCGUUAUGGACAGUUCAUAUCAGAACAAUUUUGUUAUCGAUGGAGAAGCUGAUGUAAAUCAAUGGGCCUUCAUUCCAGUAACUUUGAUGUAUAUCAGACCGAUGGGACAACAUUUCGGAUGCAGCCCUGUCCGAAAUGGUAGUAUAGAUGACAACUAUGAUAUCUAUUCAAACGACAAAACUUCAAAGCUAUGGGAUUAUUUUAAACCAGGAGUAGACAAAAGACGGGUUUCCGAUUCUCAAUCUGGAGCAACCAAGUUUUUCGUACAAUCUGAUGGUAUAUCAUACAAAGGUAGAUACAUAGAUUAUGGGAUUAUCGACACUAGGCAGAUGGUAUAUGAAACAGUCGCUUAUGUCGGUGUAAAAAAUCCUCGAGGUGGAGCUGCGACGGCUUAUCUGAGCGUUUAUGAUCUUCACGGCCAUGUCUGUCAGCCACGUUGUAUAGACAGAUCGUCCAAAACACUUUUUUAUAAAAAGUGUUCCGGUGUUAUCAAAGUGACGAAAGAAGAGCCCCAAAUGUAUGGUGACGACGUUGCUGAAGCUGUCAGGUACAGAUAUACGUAUAAAACUUUGACGGAAACAAACCUACAAGUAAUUACCGAGAUAUAUUUCUUCAAUUCGUUUGUGAGUAUGGAGCGGAGUACCCAUGGAACGACUGUGGUAGCGUUUAAAUUCAUCUAAAUGUAAAUUCUGAAAGAUCAAUAUCAAUAAAUGAAAAUAACUGUUA
Messenger RNA from Mytilus californianus (California mussel), 2096 nucleotides. RefSeq names its product tyrosinase-like protein. Bases 95 to 2050 code for a protein of 651 amino acids. The transcript has 6 exons. Gene Ontology annotation, molecular function: oxidoreductase activity. The record is from RefSeq and is a predicted model, not a curated record. Lineage: Eukaryota; Metazoa; Mollusca; Bivalvia; Mytilida; Mytilidae.